Cavia porcellus (domestic guinea pig) is the source of this 10760-nucleotide messenger RNA. It is a transcript of the gene Cnst, whose product is annotated as consortin, connexin sorting protein. The transcript has 11 exons. Gene Ontology annotation, biological process: positive regulation of Golgi to plasma membrane protein transport. NCBI's taxonomy places the organism in Eukaryota, Metazoa, Chordata, Mammalia, Rodentia, Caviidae. Gene Ontology annotation, molecular function: connexin binding. The coding region runs from base 248 to 2410 and encodes 720 amino acids. Gene Ontology annotation, cellular component: trans-Golgi network; transport vesicle; plasma membrane. The record is from RefSeq and is a predicted model, not a curated record.
GUCGGGCGGUCAGUCCGCCAGCAGGGAGGGGUGUUCAGAGGGAGGCGGGGCGGAAAGGAGAGAGGUGUCUAAUCCGCCCGAGCCGCGGGAGACCCGAGCAAGCUCCGUGACAGCUUGUCGGCCGCCAUGUCAGCGAGUGCAGCUAGGAACGGACUCGGCGCUCGACGGUAGCACUGCUUUUGCCUCGGAUUCCCAGACAUGGAAGGACCUCAAUGAAAUUUUAAAUGGUUCAACAAAGCAUGCGCUAAUGGAUGACAGCGAUCCUCCUACUUAUAACCUGCAGAUAGAAUCACAAGAUGGGUGUCAUCCUGGUGACAGUGCAGAAAGGAGACUGACACAUUUGCCUUCUGCAUCAGAUGAAAAUGAAAAUCAGCUUGACAGAGAUGGGCUGGAGCUUCUGACUAGCAGUGGUAGUGCCAUGGGGAAAACUGAGGUGUUGGAGCAAGACAGUCUCAACAAUAAUGAAACCUGCAUGCCCAGCUGUGAGGUGACUGCAAGUGAGAGCUCGGAAAGUGCUCUGUCUAAAGACCCCAAAGAUGGGCAGGACUUCUUGGGAAAGGACAAAAAAAUACCUGGAAAAAGAAGUACAAGAAGCAAAAAGGGCACUGUUAAGAAGAUACCACCAGAUGAUGCAUCUUUAAUACAAGAGAAGAUACUGAGUGCAGCCAUAUAUGCUGUUGGCGAUGAAGAGACUGCUGAAGUCAAUGCUAAUGAUCAGCCAGAAGCCCCAAAGCAGGCUCUGCAGUCUCUGUUCUCACUUAUACGAGGUGAAGUUGAGCAGUUGGAUUCAAGGGCACUACCCCUCUGCCUUCAUCAGAUAGCAGAGUCAUAUUUCCAGGAAGAAGACUAUGAGAGAGCGAUGAAAUUUAUUCAGCUUGAACGAUUGUAUCAUGAGCAGUUGCUGGCAAAUCUUUCUGCCAUUCAACAACAGUGGGAAGCAAAAUGGAAAACUGUACAACCACAUACAGUUAUACCUCUAAGGAAUUCAGAAAAAGGAUUUAAUGGUGAAGAUUUUGAACAGCUUGCUAAAUUUUGCUCAACACAUCAAGAUCCUCUUUUAUCAAAACAUAAGAUAGAAGCUAUAGAAAAAUCUCUGGGAGGAAAAUGCUUUACCCAGUUAAUAGUGUCUGAGGAAUCAAAGGCAAAAGGAGCUACGGCCAAAGAGUCAGAGAGCAGAACUUGUGUUGGCAUGGAAUCAAGUAUAGAAAGCCAACAUCAAGAAGAGUCCCAGGAGAGCAGUGCCGGCCACAGUCAGAUGGACAGCCAGGCAGAUUCCCUGUGCCUCUCAGUAACUGCAGGGAAGGACCACACGGAGGAGCCACUCUGCAGCGCCACCGUGCUGGAGCUCCACGCCCAGUCCUCAGAGACAGUGGGGAGCAGGUCGCUACCAGACUCGGCUGAGAAUGCUUGUGAGGACAGCAGCUACGUGCAGGAGGCUCCCACAGAGGACUGCCCAGAUGUGGCCACACUAGAUACCAUUGCUGACGCCCCGACGGUGUUACCCUCUAGUGAGUCAAUGAUAGAGCCAUUGAUCUUACCUGGCUGUGACCGUACACCUCCUGUGUUAAUUUCCAAGGGUAAGUUUUCACAGACUCAAAGAAAAGAACUUCAUUUGCCUCUUCAGGAUGCUUCUAAGGCAUUGCUCAUAGACCAGCCUCAGAAAAAUAAAUUAAAUGAGCUGCAGCAACCUGAUCUCACAGACAGUGAUGGAAAAUCACCACAGAAUCAGACUGACUCAGAGACUGGCUCUGAAAAUGUAUUUUGUGAAAAUAAUAAAAUAUCUGGUUUAAGUACACUGCAUCCAGAAGUGUAUAUGGCCCCAGAGGAAAAGGGGGACAAGGAAGACGGAGUCAGUAAGGAAACAGAAGACUAUUUGAAUAGCCUUUUGGAAGGAUGCUUAAAAGAUACUGAAGAUUCUCUUUCCUAUGAGGAUAACCAAGACGAUGAUUCUGAUCUCCUUCAAGAUCUUUCUCCUGAAGAAGCAUCCUAUAGUCUGCAGGAGAGUCUGCCUUCUGAUGAUAGCUCUCUUUCUCUUGAUGAUCUCGCCAAAAGGAUAGAAGUUGCAGAGGUUGUUCCCACUGAAGGACUGGUGUCUAUAUUAAAGAAGAGGAGUGAUUCUGUAGGAGAUCAUCCUGCCCAAAUGCAGCAGAAACCAUCUAAGCGAAGAGUGAGAUUCCAAGAAAUAGAUGAUAAUUUGGAUCAAGAUGAAGUUGGAGGUAGCUCCUGUAUUUUACUGAUCCUGCUGUGCAUAGCAACAGUUUUCCUUAGUAUUGGAGGAACUGCGUUGUACUGCACUUUUGGGGACAUGGAGUCACCUGUUUGUACAGACUUUGCAGCCAACGUGGACUUCUAUUACACAAAGUUCCUGCAGGGAAUGGCAGAACUGAAACACUGGAUCUACCUCUCCUAGCAGCAUUCUAGAAGACAGGCGUGUUGGUAGUGAGAAUGAAAGAUGUGAAACUUUCCCAACUGCUUUCAUUUUAAGAGUUCUAAAACAUUCCCCUUUCCCCCUAGCAAGGACCCAAGGACAUCAGAAAUAGCCACUUUUUAAGUGGCAACCCAGAGGAACCUUGUGAGAAUAAUUCACAUAAUGAGGCAAAUAUUGAUCUAAGCAUUGUGAACCGAGGGAGUGAUCUUUGGGGAGCAAACAUAUUCAUCUCCUCCUCAUUGCUUCCUACUGUAAAAAAGUACACUGAGAGGAAUAUGCAGGGCAGUGUUGGAACAACACUUACUUUUCACUACUUCGUCAAGCUGAAAGUGAAAGGAUGUUUGUGGUUUACAUCUCUUGGUUCUUUGGCAUUGCUUCCAGCCAUCAUGCAAUAAGUUUGUAAUCAAAAACAGUUACCUUAUAAUUUCAAUGUUAUUUUUAGUCAACCUUGAGAGCUAUGUGAUUUAGGCUUUUAUUAUUUCCAGUUUCUGUUCUACAUUUCUGUCUGUGUGAGUGUUUCGAGCAAUUAUCCAAAUAUUCAAUAUAAAAUAACAAAGAUUAUCUUUAUUCUUUUAACUUGAUUAUGAUGUGCAGGCACAAAUCUUUGAAGAAGGCUUAAUCGUGGAAUACAUGAACUAUAGAAUUGCUGGCCCUGAAAUGAAAAACUGUGACAGAUGUAUGGCAUUUAACUCUCUUGGGUAGUGGGAAAUUAACCACAGGCCUGAGGCAAGGUUAAGGAGUUCUCCCGGAGUCUCAGCCGACGCUGCCAUGGUGGAUUCAGUGCUUUCUGAAAUGCUGAGUGCUGAACUCAGCGCAGCACACCCUUCUGACCGCCUCUUAUGCUCUAACAAUCUAAAAACCAGAAGAUGACUAUAAAUAAGAUGUAAUUUCUGCCAUAAAUGUUUUAAUUCUGGUCUUAUGUAAAGUAAACCAGUACUUUGGCAAGUGAAAGUAAAUUAUCGCAUAUAAUUCAGUAUUAGCAGAUCAUGCUUUCAGAGUUUUAAAUGUGCAUUCAUAUCAUGGGCUUGAUUUAGACUAUAUUGUGGGGUCAUUAAGCAAAAAUUCAACCAUUCCUUAAGUAGGCAAAUGUCUCGGUUUUGUUUAAAUCUGUCAGGUGGCCUUUCCUUAUUUAAGGUACAGUAAUCUAACAUUUGGGAAGCCUUGCUUUGACUUUUUUAUAUUAUAGACUGCGUUAAAGAAGAAAACAUGAAUUAUAGUUUUUUAGCAAGUGAUUCUUAUUUCCUGUUUUUCUUUUAUUGAAAGAAAAAGGCAGAUGUUGAUUUCUAGUUGUUACUGGCUGGUACAGUACUUCCCUUUGUGUUUUUGCUUAUUUAUUUAGAUUGUAUAAAGUUUAAAGGGCUUUUUGUACAAGUUGAAAGUGUAUUGCUGAGCAUGUAUUUGGUUGUCCCAAUGCUAGAUAUUUAAUUAUGUACGUAGUGUUUUGAUUUUCUAUAAUUUCAGCUAAGUGUGUUUUUAGGCUUGUUUUUAAAUUGAUGUUUCAUUUUCACCUAUAAUACUGUUUGACAGGUCUCUAUCAUGUUACCAUAAACUGUAAUAUUUUCAAUGGUUAUAGAUCAAAGAUAUUUAUUUAGAAGUAUACAAGAUAAUGAAAUUUAGAGUCCUUAUACUUAAGACUGAUUUUAUUAGAAGAUUAUUUUAAUGUUCUAUUGUAAAUUUUAAGAAUUUAUACUCAAACUGUAAAAUAUGUAAUAUGCCCUCAGUACCAUCUUCAGUGGUUCUAUAAAUGACUUUGCAAGUUCUCCUAUGAGGGGCCUCCUCAUUAUAGACAGACUGUUUUGUGUUUUGCCCUUUUAAUUUCUAGUUGCAAGAAUUAGGUGGUCCUGUGUUCUGCCAAUUUUAUGUCAAGAAGUUAAAAAUUUCCCUCCUGUUUACUGUCAGUCAUGUAUAAUCCCUGGUGUGACGUUUACCUAUAUUACCACCUAGCCAGUUUUUCUGAAAACUCAAGAUUUCCUGGGAAGCUUCACAUUGGAGUGAAAGAAUUGAGGUAGCAGCUUGCUAAUUAGGGGCCCAGCUGUUCCUCAGAGAUACCAUGGGUGAACAGACACUUCCAAGGACAGUGAUGGGAGCUCAGAAGCAUAGUGAAACCUUGACUUAAAGUAGGCAUGAAAUCUCACUACACAAAUUAGGGCAAGCUUUAAAAAUGUAAUAGUUCUUUAUUGCAUGAAUCGGAGUAAUUCUACCUGGUGAUGAAAGGAUUGUUAUCUCAUCCAUAAAAAUAAUUCUUCCAGUCUUACCAAAAUAUAAUUUCUUCUUACUUGAAAGUACUGACAACUAUUUGUAACUAAUCUUCCUUAAGACCUGUAUUUGAGGGUAUCAAAUCAAACUUGUAAUUUAAAAUGUAUACCGACAAACUGUCUCAGAGACUUUAUUGAGAAAAAUUGCUUCAAAGCAAAAAUACUUCCAGGAGUUGUUCAGACUCACAAGCAGAUAGCCAUCUAUUUAGGGACUCUAAUAGGUCCCUAAGUAAAAGCUCCCUUCCUUCUAAAAUUCCUCCCCCAUCUGCCUGUCCUAGUGGCUGAAUUCACUAAAAAUACAUACUUGGGCCAGGGAUUUAGCUCAGUGGCAUAAACGUCUGCCUUGAAAGCGUGAGGUGGUGAGUUUGAUUCCCGAACUAAAAAUAAACAUAAAAAUACAUUCUUUUACACUGGAAAAUCAAAACCCUCUGGGAGGUUUACUUUCUCAAGCUGUGAAUUUGUGUAAUAGAUGUGCAGAGAAUUUGAAGGUGGGCCUGUUUUUCAAGGCAGAUGUGAGUUUAAUCUUGCUGGAAUGGCAGGAGGAUGCAGAGUGAGAGUAGCAGGGAUGAAGUGGUAGAAAGGGUUAAGAAAAAAGAGAAGGUAGAAAAGAGCAAAGGAAUCCUUUAGCUUUAAACCUUUUUGCUAAACCUAGCCUGUGACAUAAUACUCUCCACACAAAGAGAAGCUGAAUAUUUAUCUUUCUAACAACAUGAACUAUAUAAUUCUGUUCAUUUAUUUGAACUCAAUCUUUAAUAACUCAUAUUUGAAUAAUACUUUAUGCAGUGUUUUAAUAUUUAUUCAUUUAAUGUCUAGCAAAGUGAAGAUAUACCCCUCAAGUCCAAGUCUGAUAACUCCCAAGCCCAUUACACUUUUUAUCCAACAUUUAGCCAUCAUCUUCAAAAAGGAUAAAAAUGAGGCUGAGGCAGGACAAUCGCUUGAGCCCAAAAAUUUGAGAAUAACCUGGGCAACAUAGCAAAAAAGCAUGUGAACAAUAGCAGCGUAUCUAAAAAGAAAGAAAGAAUAAACAUGAAUCUAGGAUUUGUGGCACAAAUUCUAGUGUCAUCUGCUAUCUUAAUAACAUUUAAGGUAAGCAUUUAUAGAGUCUCACGUACUGACUUCCAAAAGCAACAGUGAAUUAAGAUAUUCCUUGUGGAAUUCUGAUGCUACUUAAUCUCCUCAGGUUUAGGCUACUGAAAACAAGGUGCAGCAAUGUGUGGUCAUCUCUUUUCUCUGAUCAAAAAAGAGUUACUCAGGAACCCAGCCUUGUGUCUGUCACCCUGAGGUUAGUGCAGAGCCAUGAGCUACAAUGUUUGUCACUGUCUGUACCUUCACAGACACUGGAAUACCUGCAGUGCCUGCAGGACCGAGGCUGCAGAACACUGGGCAUGCUACCACAAUGAAGAGUUAGCAUCUGGUAAGGGAAAUGUAUUUGCAAACAGGGAACAAAAAGAAGAAACCAAAGAACGCGUUGCUCACAUCAAUGGAAGCUCACGCUCAUUUCUUCCAAGCAUGUGUUCUCUACUGUUAGGAGUAAGAGUAAAGUUCUAUCUCAGUCACCUGCACAGCAACACUAGGAAAGUUGACAAAAGUCUUAGAGCCAAAGCUCUGGUAGUUAGUACUUUUCAUUUCUAGUUAGUACUUGCAGCGUUAAUAGCUGGGAGGUUUCUCAGCAGUGGAGAUUUGUCUUUGUGAGAGUCUUCUUCAAAACUGAAAGUCUGAAUUGCCCUGAAGUGAAAAAUUUCUAACCAAAUGCCAGUCCAUGAUGGCUACACCAGUAAGUGCCAGUCAUUUAAGACUUAAUACCCAUGCUACCUACAAAAUACUCUUCAAAAGGGUGACUACUGUUCUUUUUAUGAAGAACUGGCUCUGGUACCAAAAUAGUAAGACAAUCAGUAUCACUAAUGAACGUAGACUCAAAAUUCCUUGAGGGCUGCAGAUGUAGCUCAAUGGUAGAAUGCUUGCCUGGGAUGCGUGAGGCCCACAGUUUGGUGCCAGAUACACACAGAUUUUUUUAAAACCUAGACACAAUAAUUCUUUAAAUAGUACAUCAAUUCUAAAACUACAUAUGAAAGACUGUCAUUAUGAAAUGAGAUUUAUCCCAGGAAUAUUAUAAUAUUCAAAAUUCACUCUAAUUAUUUUAACAAAACAAUCUUUAUGCUCAUAUCAAUUUAAUGUUCCUUUCAUAUUAAAAACUCAGCAAAUGAAAUAAAAUGAUCUUUCUUGAUAAAGGCAUUUAUAAGAAACUUACAGCUGAAUAGUAAAUAUUUAAUGAAAAAAGACCAAGUGAUUGUCUUGGUCAGGAAAAAGGCAAGGAGCAUUUUUAUUCAAAAUACUGGAAGUCUUAUAGCAGAAGAAAGGGAUUCCAACUAGAAAUAAAACUUCCUAGUGACAAAAUUAUUUAUAAAGAGAAUCCAAAGAUGUUUAUAAAAUAUAACUAGAAUUAAGUCAGUUUAGCAAGAUUAUAGGAUGCAAGAUCAAUAUACAAAAUUUCAGUUUUUCUGCAGAUAAUUAAUAGGCUAUUUGGAGGUGAAAUAAAUUUAUAAGAAACAUUUGAAGCAGUAGUUUUAGGUAGAAAAACAUGAAAUACCUGUGAACAAGUUUAGUAAAAUCGGUACUAAAACCUGUAUGCUGAAAUUAAGACAUUGCUGAAAGAAACAAAAGAUAACGUAAAUAAAUGAAAAAAAUGUAUUUUCUGUUCACGAAGUGGGAGAUUAUUUUUAAGGACAUCAGUUUUCCCCAAGUCAAUUCAUAAAUCUUACACAAUUACAAACAAAAUUCCAACAAUUUUCAGAAAUUAUUUAAUUUUAAAAUAUGGCGGAGAUGCAAGUGACUUGAAGAUAGCCAAUGAAGUUGUAAGAACAAAACUGGACGGUUUGUGUUUCCUGUUUGGAAGAUGUAAUGCUACAGUAAUCAAACUAGGAUCAAGCUGAUCCAGAAACAGAACUGCAUGUGUACAUUCAAAUGACCUGUAAAGGAGCCAGGCAAUUCAAUGGGGGGAAGAGAAGUCUCAGCAAAUAAUGCUGCAAAAAAACUGCAGGUCCAGUUGAGAAGCCAAUGAAGACAGACUUCUACUUCACACAUAACAAACAAAAAUUGGAAACAAAUGGAUUUAAGUGUAAAACUAAAACAAAAUAUAGGCGAAAAUCUUUGUGACCUUUGGGUAAACAAUUAUUUCUUAGGCUACAAAAGGAAACCAUAAAAAGAAAAAAUAUCAAUAAACUAGACUAUUUAAACAUGCCUUCUAAAGGACAUGCAAAAUGGGAAAUGAAAAAGCAAAUUAACAACUAGGAGACAGUAUUUACAAUAGAUUUAUAUGGAAAAGACCCAUAUCCAGCAUAUGUAGAGAUUGCAUAAGUAGAAUACAUGAAUAGCCAAUGAGCACAGAAAAAUAUGCUGAGUCACUAACAAGGUGGAAAUUAAUAAGCUACUGAUAACAGGCCCACUAGAAUGACUGAAAGCACUGACAUUAACCCAGAAAUGCCAGGGUAGUUCAGCAUAAGAAAAUCAGUGUACUAGUAGGAUGAUGGGGGAGAAACCACAUGAUUAUGUUAAUGGAUGUAGAAAAGAGCAUGACAAAAACUCAAAACUUUAUGCUUACAUCAUGCUAGCAACAAAAGAGUACUUCUUUAACAUGGCAAAAUGUACUUAAGAAAAACAGCUAAUGGGGAAAGAUUGAAUGUUUUCUCCCUUAGGCAAAGAGAUGAAGGAUACUCAUUAUUUACUGUUCAUUGUUCUACUGGAGGUUCUAAUUAGAGAAAUCAGAGGACAAAAGACAAACUAGAUUGGAAAAGAGGUAAAACUUCACAGAAAACAAGUUGUUAUAUAUGAAAACACUGGAAUAAUCCACAUUAAAACUAUUGGACCUAGCAAACAAACUCAGCAGAAAUUUUAAAGCCAAUACAAAAAUUCAGUUUCUAUACACCAGCAAUACAGAAUGUAAAAAUGAAAUAAAGUCCUUUCUAGCUCUGUAUAGUGGCAUGUGCCUGUAAUCCCAGCUCCUUGGGGCUGGUGCAGGAGCAUUAUAAGUUUAAGGCUAGCCUGGGCAAGUUAGCAAGAUCUUGUCUCAAACUGUGAAGAUUUUUUUAAAGGCUAGGGAUAGAGCUCAUUAUUUGCUAAAGUGUUUGCCUGGCCUGGUAGUUUAAUCCCCAUUACCACCACCAAAAAAGCAAAACCUAAAUAAAUGGAAAAUGGGUCCAUGUUCAUGUAUAGAAGACAGUAUCAUUAAGAUGUCAAAACUAUCCCAAGCAACCUAGAUACUCUCCACCAAAAUUGUAGACACUGUUGCUUUGUGAUUGUUUUGAGGUGUCAGCUGUCCAGUUUCUUUGGCAUUUCAGAGGCAACCAAGUAGCCAAAGCAGUCUUGGAAAAGAAAAGCAAAGUUGGAAAGCCCAUACUUCCCAAUUUUAAAACUUACUAUAGUACUACAGCAAUCAAAUCAAUAUGAUACUAGCAUAAGGACAAAGGAUACGAUAGGAUAGAAUAGGAUUCAAGAUGCAGGGGGAUAAAAAUCUUUGCCCAAGUUAUUUUUGACAAGGGUGCCAGGUCCAACUCAGUGGGGGAAAGAAUACUGCCCUCAACAGAUGGUGCUGAGUCAACAGGCUUUCCACAUGCAGAUGAAUGAAGCUGAUCCCCUGCUUCACACAACAUACUAAAAUUCAAAAUGAGUCAGCCACUCAGAUGAGUCCAUAAAACUAAAGAAAGUCUCCGUAUCUUAAUUUGUCAAUAUAUGCUGAGAGUUUAAUGUUUAGAAUACAUAAAGACUCAAAAACUAAGACUCAAAACUCUUCUAAGACUCAAAAACUCAUUUUAAAAAUGGGCAAAACAAUGAAACAUUUCUGCAAGAAGACAUACAAAUGGACAAUAAAUAAAUACACAAAACAGUAUAAAGCUCAGUGGUGCAAGCACCUCCCUGGCAAGUGCAAGGUUCUGAGUUUGGUUCCUAGUACCAAAAAAAGAAAAAAACCUUAACAUCAUCCAUUGGUCACUAGGGAAAUAUAUCAAAACUACAAUAAGAUGAAUGAAAUGGUUUAUGUCACAACAUGGAUAAAUCAUGAAAACUAUGCUAAGUGAAAUCAGAUACAAAAGAACAAAUGUAUGAUUCCAAAUUAUGAAAUAUCUAAGGAAAACUUAGAAGAAGUAAAUGAGGUUGUAGGGUAUGGGUAAAAUAGAUUAUUGCUUACUUGUUUCAAUGUUUUUAGGGGGGUGAAAAGUUUAGAAAUGGUUGCACAACACUGCUUAAAGCCACUGAAUUGUAUACUUACAGAUGGUUAAGGCGAGUGUGGUAGCACAUAGCUGUAAUGCGAGUACUUGGAGAGGCUGAGGGAGGAAAUGACAGGUUCAAGUGCUUUCUGGGCAAUUUAGAGAGAUACUACCUCAAAAGAAAAUAAGGGGACUGGGUAUAUAGCACAAUAGUAUGGUACCCCUGCAUUCAGUCCUCAGUACUAUAAAAAAGUUUAAUUUCUUAGAUUACAUAUGCAUUUUAACACACUACCAAAUGCUGAUGAGGAUGCAAAACAAAUUGUCAUCCACAGUUAGUGUAGGAAUAUGAAGUAGUACAAUGUUUGGAAAAGAGCUCGGCUGUUUCUUGUUUAUAUGAAUAUACCAACUACGCCUGACUCAGCAACUCCACACCAAGGUUUCUUAGGGAAUGGAAAAUGGGUCCACACAAAAACACUUACACAAACGACAAUGGUAGCCUCAUCUGUGACAGCCAAGGAUGGAGACACUGCCAUGACCACCACCAAUAUGAAGGAAAACUUCAGUCAUAAAAAAGAGCAAAUGAUACACAAAUGACAUCAAUGAGUCUCAGAAUAAUUAUUCUAGGUGAAAGAUGAUGGAAACAGAGUACGUACUGCUUAUUUCUAUUUGAAGUUUUAGAAAAUGCCCCUUAUCUAUAGUGACAAACAAGCCAGAUGUUCCCUGAGGAAUGGAUGGCAAGGGGCACAUGACAACUUUUGGGACUGAUGAAAACAUGUGGCCUGAGUGUGCUGUUAAUGUCACACGUCUGUGCAUCUUGCAAAACACUCAAUGAAAGCCAUUAUGUACAUAUACCUCAAUAAAGUUGUUUUUUAAAAAAGA